AUGGCACUAAAAUUGAAGUUCCCCAUUCAAACAGAUUGUAAUUAAUUUGAAAUAAUUUUAUUAUGAUGAAAUAAUUCAAAUUAGUUUCAAUUAAUUUUGAAGUGAUACUCAGUAAAUUAUUUUAGAUGGUCAGUUGUGUUCAUACUGGAGAUUAUUUAUGCUGAAAUAAGAAAUGCAGAAAAAAAAUAUAUUUUUAAUUAAAAAUACUCUAGUAUUUAAAGAUUUUAUGAAGCCAACCUAUGUUUAUUCAAAUCCUGUACUGAGUCUUCUGAGCUCUAACUCAACUUAGAGUAGUCCAAUGACUACAAGUGAAUUGAAUGAUUCAAUCGAAUACUAUAUGGACUAAAAAGACUAUCAGACUGAAGUAGAAAUAGUUAAGUAUCUGCAUGGUUUGGGAGUGCGGACAAAAACAGAUCCUUUGAUUAAAGAAUAACAAUAUUGGAAAGAAAGAAAACAGAAGAGUUAAAUAAUAUCAGAGACUAUUGUCAACUCCUCUGAAAGGUUAGUACUAAAUCCAACCGUAAAUCGAUUGUUAAGAAAGAAUGUAACAUAAAUACCAAGGAAUUCAAAUAGUCCCUAUUUCUUACUGGAUUAAUUAUGAUU
Paramecium pentaurelia is the source of this 603-nucleotide messenger RNA. The record is from the annotation of a GenBank genome assembly. Lineage: Eukaryota; Ciliophora; Oligohymenophorea; Peniculida; Parameciidae.